AUGGAUCCUCAAGAAUUAGUACCAUUGGAGUCUGGACUUCCCCGACACCGUCCCACACGCCAGCUCAGUCAAUAUGCCUCACGAUCGUGUUACAAAGGACCCAUCAGGUUGUGUCGUCUGUUAGCUCUCAUGAUUGUACUGCCGUGUUUCUUCAUAUUUAUGCCACUGUAUAUGAGAUACCGCGUGUUUUCCGGUCAGAUGUACCCAAUGAGCAUGACUGACAUGCGUCUGAUCGACAGCAAGAUAUCACCCACUUGGUGCCAGAGGCAAGUAGUAAAAUCAAAUGCAACCUUCAAUGCUUUCGUGGUGCCAGGACCUCCAGAGCUGACAGAUGAAUUGGUCUCGGUCUCAAUGACCAGAGAAUUGGAACUGGAAGAUGAUAUGAAGGAAUAUUGGGGCUUCUAUCUGCUCCAGGGCUCAGCUGUGACUGUUUCGUCUUGCGUCAGAUGGCCAGGAGCAUCCCUUAUUAUGAUCAAAGGCUACAAACACCUUCAAGAAUGCGCAUACAUCGGCGACGAUUCAUCAGAAGAACUUGACGAGCUGAUAGAGGCUCACAAACUUGGACUAUUGACAAAUGCAACGUUGUUAGAGAAGAUAUACAAGCUUAAAAAAGAAGAUGGAAAAGCAAAUGAUCCUGGAACAAUGAAAAGACACAAAGCUGGCAUAAAUUUCCAUGAUCCGAAGCACAAGACAAAUGUUACGUCAUCGGACAGCAUUCCCACUGCUGACGUCACAGACCACGACCCUAAGGAACUCCGUGAAAUUCUCGAAAAGUUACACGCUAUCCGACAGGCUGCUAAAACAGAAGCUCUGAAGUACUAUCACCCCCCAUCACAUCUUAUGUCUCUACCAGCUCUCCAUCGACAUAGAGAACCCAACAUCGAUCGAGAAGAAAGACCAUUUCUAUCAUUCAAAGACAUAGAUGGUAACAUCACCGAACCAGUUCCAACAACAGAAAAACAAAUAUUGAAACCUAAUACAAUACCCGAAGAGCAAGUAAAAGCCCAUAGUAAUAUAAGCAGUAAAACUAGUGUUAUUAAUACUUUAAAUACUAAAUCUGACAACAAUGAACUUAAUAAGAGCAAAGCUGUAGAAAGAAAAGUAGAAGAUAAAGUUACAGAAAACAAAACUAAUCAAGGAGUCUUUCAGAAACCCAAUGAAGAAAUCAGUUCUAAGGAAGUAUACGAAAAAGUGUUGAAACAGCUACAAUCAUUAGGAGAUAGAGGGAAAAGAGUUUUGACGAGGUUACAUGAAAGUAUGAGAGUGACAGAGGAUACUAAGAUGACAGAUAAAACAAUCACAUUGACUGGAAGUGAAGAAGAAAUUGAUCACCUGAGUAACAUUCUUGUCGAAGCUAUCGACGAGGAGAAAACUAAGGCACAGAGACAAGAAAAACGUCGUGAAGCAAGAGAGGAUGCAAGACAGAAGAGAGAACUGAUGCUUGGACGUUUAGAGUUACAGAAACAGCUGAAUGAAGACGACGAAGCUCGAGACUACGCCGCUGAAGAGGGACUUGAACCAGAUGGCUUUGCAGAACAUCAUGACCAAAUCAAUGAGACCACACCCUACGACAUGUCAAACUCCGAGUUCUGGUCAUCGUUCAGUAGCAGUGAGGAAGCGUUGCUGGAAUGUGCUGGACUUAUCCUGAACUUACCUUUAACUCCUCACUCCUCAUGCCAGCCUGGUUCUUCGGAUCAGGAAACUCUCGCUGCUUCUAGAGCGAAUGCUUUGACUUAUAGAGUUCCAGCGAACGGCUACUACUUCUUCGUGUUCAACUCCGAGAACGAGGUUCAGAGGAACUUCAUUCGCGCCCGCUUCGACUUGCAGAAGACGCGCUACGACGUAGCCAGGACUGCUCUUAGAGAGUGUACUAACAGUACUGAAAGAUGCGACUUGCCACUCGACAUAUUUUCCAGCCAAAAGGUAGUUUUGGAGCUUCCACUGCGUAACAACGAUUCUUUAUGGAACGAACAAUUUGUGAUAUUAUCAGAAUGUGAGCCUCGUACAUCUGUGUAUCUUGUUUGUGUUAUUGCCGUUCCAAUACUGAUUUUGGCAUUUGGAUUCCAAUGAAAGGAACAUUGUCGAAAAAUUUGGAACAUUUAGGAACAUUCUCGAAAGCUAGCAGUCUUGAGAUGUCCAAGAGAACGGGAUUCGUUUAAAUUCUAGGUAAAUGAUAAUUUACGUUAUAUUUAAUUGCAUAUUGAUCUUCUAUUUUCAUAUGAUUAAUGAUAUGAUUAUUAUAAAUUGCUAUUAAUGUUAAGGACUAGUAAAAUGCUGAAAAAAUCAUUAACUAUGACUAAUGGUGCCUUAUUAUCAUCUCUUUCGUUCAUAUGUUUGUUAAAUGUGAUAGAAUGAGAUAGAAAGCCAUUGGUCCGUUUAUAUGUAAAUAACUAAAUACAGAAAAAAUUAUUUAGGUAUUUUCAUCACAUUUAUAAGAUAACAUUUAGUCUGUUUUUCUUUUUUAUAUAAAGUUGAAUUAGUAACACCAAAGGAAAUAAUAAAUUACAAUAUUGUAUAUCAAAGAAAUCUUAGUCAAGUAUAUGUAAGCACAAAAUACAUAUGGGACAGCGCUAUGUAUUAAAAAAAAAUUGAGAGAAUAUUUUUAAACAGAAGAUUUAAUUGCAAUCAGAAUUUAUUAAAAAAAUUACAACUAGGAUACGGCCCAUUGCAUUUAAGCUACGAGAAAAGCUGAUGCAUUUAUCUAUAUAUUAAUACGAGAAGCGAAAAUUUUGUAACCUUUUUAAGAAAAUUGCGUGGACGGAGGAGUG
Melitaea cinxia (Glanville fritillary) is the source of this 2768-nucleotide messenger RNA. RefSeq lists its product as uncharacterized. Bases 1 to 2070 code for a protein of 689 amino acids. Lineage: Eukaryota; Metazoa; Arthropoda; Insecta; Lepidoptera; Nymphalidae. The record is from RefSeq and is a predicted model, not a curated record. The transcript is spliced from 14 exons.